Messenger RNA from Striga asiatica, 1762 nucleotides. The record is from the annotation of a GenBank genome assembly. Lineage: Eukaryota; Viridiplantae; Streptophyta; Magnoliopsida; Lamiales; Orobanchaceae.
GAAAGCUCUCCCUCAUUUCUCUCCCCCUCAUUUCUCUGUCUAAAACCCCUACAAUCCUACCAAAAACCUUUGCAAAUUCGCAGUUUCCAAUCACCACCGCAGUAAUGAACACCACCGGCGGCUUCCCCUUCAGCUCCCCCUCCUCAGCUACAUCUGGAUCUCGUAAUUUUCGCAGGAAGGUCGUGAAUGGGUGGGGUGAGUCCAAGAUUCAGUUCCAGUGCAUUGAACAUAGAGAAAGAUGGAGAAAAUUUGAUGCCGAGUCUCGAGAUGAAGGCCGGCAUGCCCGACCACCAUUUCCACCCAAUGGGUGCCCUGGAGAUCCUUAUAGAGACUUUAAGGAUCCUCAGGUACAAUUCGGCUGGGUUCAUGGCGAUUGUUGCCCUUCUAAUCUGCUCGUCUCGGCCGUGGUCUUGUCCAAUGUUUUAGUCGACCAAUCCCCCGUAAAACGGCUUACCUUCAGGCUAAUGCUGGUUGCGAAAUCUAGCGGGCUCCCUCUGAGGCCCUUUGUGAAGCAUUCAUGUUACAAACUAUCGGAGGUCGUUGUCUCGGCCACAAUGUGCUUUCCCUUGUUCGUCACGUUAUCUCUUCUGUCAAAAGCUGUCGUGAUUUACUCUGUCGACUGCACUUACUCGAGGAAAAAGUUCGACUACUCCAAAUUCUACGUGAUCAUCUUCAAGAUAUGGAGCAUAGUCUUCACCUACAUGUGGGUAUGCGUCGUGAUCUCAGGCUGUCUCACACUGUUCCUUGUCUUUCUUGUCGUGGUCAACAGCGUGUUCUUGACCAUGGGCUUCCCGCCCGAUUUGAGUCUUUACCCCGUCAUGGUGGUCGGGUUCAUAUUCUCGAUCGUGAUUGUGAAUGCCAUCAUAAUGUGCAACAUUGGUGUUGUGAUCUCGGUUCUGGAGGACGUGUUGGGCCCGCAUUUGCUGAGGUCUAUCUCGUUGAUAUUUCUGGGGUUGGCUAUGGGGUUGGCAAUUGUGGAGGGCCUUUUUGAGCACAGGGUGAAGACAUUGAGCUAUGGAGACGGGUCGUCGAGGAUUUGGGAGGGCCUCUGCUGGUCGUAAUGUACUCGUUUGUGGUGCUGGUGGACUCGAUGAUGAGCACAGUUUUUUACUUCAGCUGCAAGUCUUACCGCAUGGAGAAUGCAAAUGCGGAGAGCGAGCCGGUUCUGGAAGCCCUUAAUAUUGCGCCUUCAUAAUGGGAGGAUACGAAUGAACUGCUUUUGUGAAUGCGGAUGUAGAUAGUUGCAUGAAUGAGAAAGACAUGAGUUUCGGCUUUGGAUUUAAUGAAGUUUGUGCCGAUGAAGGGUUCUCAAAAAUUGGUUAUUUGAAGGUUGUUAUGGUGAUAUCAGUCAUAUGCAUGUAGCUGAAGAAGGAUUAACGUUUCAGACAUCCGGAGAGGUUAGAUUAGUCACUGGUGUACUAUCUUGCAAAAGGUUUUAUAAAGUUGCAUAUUCAAGUAUAGUUGUUCCUUUCCUUUUUUAUUUUUCAGUUAAUAUGGUUGUACUUCAAUUCUUUGUUGAGAUAGUUACUCUGUUACUACAUUUGACCCAGUGGGUUAUAAAAUGUUGUUGGUUUUAUCUGGCAUUUUGAAGGAAUUCACAUCAAUAGCUGGUUGAUUUUCUUGAAUAUUCAUUUUUCAUUUUUGUUUUCUUGUGUUUCAAGCUAGUCUUUGAUUAUUCCAAGUUCAUUAUUGUAAUGGCAUUGAAGUGUUCAUUUCACAUUAGUGCGGAGCUUGUGCUUAUGGGCAAAACGAUUGUACAAAU